AUGGCUUCUCUCCCGCAAUCCUUCAAGCAUUGUCCCUCUUGUGGCUGCUGGCAACCCGAAGGAAUACCACACUGCACAACUCCGGGUUGCGGUGUGGCGAACCCCGCACCGCCUACCCCGCGCCGCUCGCCGAGGGCGUAUCCAUAUGGCAGCCCUUAUCCGAUCGCUAGUCCCUAUCCUGGCACUCCAUACACCCCUCCGCCCGCUUGGACGUCUCCUCCAUACCCAGGCCCGCCUCCGUCUUGGUCCGGAAGCCCAUACGCAAAUUCUCCCGCAUUGCCGAUCUAUCCUGGACGUAACGGGGACCUGUAUGAAUGCCGCAACUGCGGUGGUCAAUAUGCCACUCGGUGGUGCGGAUCCUGUGGGCGCGAUCUCAGCAAUGACGCGCCCUAUCUCCCCGGCCCUCGUCCUCCAGCAUUAAGGGGACACGUGAGAUCCUCGCCGAGUCCAAAACGAAAUCCGACACCUCCCGCCAGCUGGAAUAUCGAAAAUGUACCAGCCCCGGUACUUCCGUCGCCACGUCGCAGAAUGAACACCCGGGAUCUUGCAUACGGACCGAUGCCUCCCAUGCGCAUGAAUGCUUCGCACCGAUCGAGUGCAUGGCCUCCUGCACCUGAGCCUGUCAUGCCCGAUGCAGUGCCCGAGAUACCAGAUUCGGCAUACUAUCAAUCACGCUCAUCCCCAACCUAUCGUGGCCCUGGAUCAACUCCACGACGAGAGCUCCGAGAAAUGCCACAACCUCCUCCUGAACCACUAGGGAACAAGCUGAAACGACAGAGAAACACUGUCCCUGUCCCUGUGCUCGAACCCUCUGGUCGCGCAUCACCUCCUCCCGUUGAGCGACAGCAUGUGCGAGGAAGUCGACGACCUGAACAUGAUGAGUGUUUUGAAGAAGCUCUCGCCGAGACCAACGCCGGUAUUGCAUCACUCGAGAUAUAUCCGCCCACCGUUUCUGUGCCGGUUCGGUAUGCAAUACCUCCAGACUCACAGUCAUUUACCGGUUCCGAACGAUCUGGCAGGGGCACGUUCCCUCGACUUCGUAGCGCUCUUCGAGGGAAGUCCCCCGAGAGAUCGAAUCGACCAAAGUCGCCCGUUCGUUUCGCUCCGACUGAAUAUGAUCAACCCGAGGACUGGAGGGCAUGCCCACGUCGAUCUGGAAGAUUAUCACGCCGUGCGACUGCUUCUGGUUUAACUAACGCUUCUGCUCCAAUCGUGGAACAUGACGAUGGUUGGGAAGACGCACAGUUAGAUGAAGGUGAAGUGGAGCAUUCGACAUCUUCUUUCAACCACGUCCCUGCUGCAUAUCAAUCAUCCGACGAUUGGGUCUGGACAAACCCAGCCUUCACCUUACCAAUCGUACCAAUCAAACGGCUUCGAGCACCUUUUGAUGAUAUACUUGACGGGGAUGAUACCCACAAAGACCAUCCGGCUGGGAAAGAAGCCCUUGUUCAUCCUUCAGGUGGUCCGACUCCCAAGUUGCAGCAUUUUGUGGAAGCAUUGUGUACUUGGAUUUGGGCAAAACAACCGAGUGAUGUCCCUUACAUUACAAAACGUCGGCUGCAGUUCUUAGAAGGAACUGUAAGAAACUCGGGUAUCACGCAAAUAUACAAGGAUGACGCACUGGAGGAAGUCUAUCAAGCGUUUGGCCUAGAGUACGCCAAAUCGAAUGAUGAACCAAUGUUGACCUUUAAGGGUUUUCUACGCUAUGUUGACCUCUGGAUCCUUUGCGAACCGCGUUUUGUUUGCUUACAAUUGAGAGCCUUGGUUCGGCACGUCGGUUUCCCACCACCAAUGACAGAGUGGCAAGAUAGAGAAUGGCUAUUCGAUUCAUGGAUGACUAUAUCCCAGUCUCAUCCUGAUGCAGAUACAUGGAGAAGGACCUUGCACCAAUACAUGCUUGCUGGGAGUAAAGUCAUCGAGGGACGAGGUGAUGCGCCAUUAUGGGCGACAGCCUGAAGGAACGGCGGACAUUAGAUUGUGGGGUGUGGACAUGG
Molecule: messenger RNA, 1994 nt
Organism: Dacryopinax primogenitus
Lineage: Eukaryota; Fungi; Basidiomycota; Dacrymycetes; Dacrymycetales; Dacrymycetaceae
Exons: 3
Coding region: 1-1956 (651 amino acids)
Source: RefSeq, a predicted model, not a curated record